GCCCCUAGUGUGCGUGCUCGGGCGGCUGUCGCCGCCAGUCUAGCAAACAAUACCCGGCCUUGAUUUCAGACAUACAAGGCACAGAUUUAUUUGCUGGAAUGGCCACUAAAGAGCAGAAACAAGAACUCACAAUUGACAGUUUGAAAACAGAAAUGAAACUGACUGAUAAGCAGCUCAAUACAGCAAUACAGGAACCAGAUCUACCUGAGUUAGCAGCAUGUUUCGACAAUGUUCACAAAGGCUAUCUUGAAAAACUGGAGCUCUCACCUGGAGAACAAACUGACGUGAGGACUAGAGCACAUGUAGAUGGCACUCUGGCGGGAAUGUUACUGGCUCUGAAAUGCUGGACACUGACCAACGGACUAGAUGCCACUUUCCGAGCUCUGCUACUCAUCUUACUCUCUCUGCUCAAAGAAAACAUUGCUGUUCAAGUAUGCAAGUACUUGUCUGACAAAUACUCCACCACCUCGUGUCCCCCUUCUCGAGAAAGGGUCCUGCUAAACCACAAGCUCUCUUCGUACAGGAACUACCUAAAAAGUCGCUACAGAGCACAAGUAUCCACAUCAGCCACACAAUGGCCUCCCGUCCCAACAAACAAAAUGUUCAAACUGGCCAUGAUUCAGAAGGAAGAAAUACAGAGAGGUAGAAUCGAUUAUGAAUUUGUUAAUUUAACAAUCACAGGAAAAAUCGACGAUAUUUUACUUCAAAAAACUCCGGUUAACUUGACGAACAUUUUCUCUGAGAUUAGAGAUAGAAGAAACUUUGUUUUGAUUGAAGGAGCUCCCGGCUCUGGCAAGAGCACCCUUGCUCUACACAUCUGUCAGGAGUGGGCAAAGGGGAAACUAUUCCAAGAGUUUGAUAUUGCAAUCCUCGUGAGACUGAGAGAUCCCCUUGUUAGAGAAGCAAAGACAAUUGCUGACAUACUUCCCUGCAUCGAUACGGCCGUGGCUAAUGUGACAGAGGCAGUAAUAAAAUCACUGUAUGGCAAAGGUGUACUGUGGGUGCUGGACGGAUGGGACGAGCUUCCUUCUGACCUCCCUAGAGACUCGAUCAUCAACAAACUAAUCCGACCAAACAUGUCACAAAAAGAAGUUCUACAUGAUUGCGCUAUGAUCGUAACAUCUCGACCGUCAUCUUCGGCUGAGCUCCACCCACUAGUCUCGUCUAGGGUGGAGGUGCUGGGGUUUACUCCACAUGAACUAGAGCAGUACUUCACUGAGUGUCUGAAAGGUGACUCACAAGCUGUGCAGACUCUACUGGAGAGAAUUCGAGAGAACCCAGUGGUAGAAGGAAGCUGCUACCUCCCCCUCAAUGCUUCCAUUGUCGUUAAUUGCUUCCUUUCUUAUAACUAUUCACUCCCCACAUCCAACCACGGGAUAUUCACAUCUGUUGUCCAGAGCACUCUCAAGAGAUACCUCCAGGAUAAGUUAGGGAAGACCACUCCAGUGGGAGACAUCACAUCUCCAGACUCACUGCCCACAGAAAUCAGAACAUCUUCCGUACAAAUGUAUCAACUUGCAUAUCAUGGGAUUGAAGAAAACAAAGCGACAUUUACUGACAGUGAUUUGGCCGCUCUUCACAUUACGAAGGAAAUUUCUAACAUUGGAUUAUUACAAACUGUUUCCAGUAUCAUUAGCGAUGGUCAUCUGGUUUACUACUGCUUUCUCCACUUGUCUAUUCAAGAGCUACUAGCAGCAAUCCACAUAUCUCUCAUGUCUCCCAAGCAACAGAUUUCUGUCUUCCAGAAGCUGUUUGGUAAUCCUCGAUUCAGUGCAGUCUUCCAGUUUUAUGCUGGUAUCACCAAACUGAGAACUAGUAGACCAAUCCUUAGCUUGCUACCUCGAUUCUUGUGUCCAGUUCCAGCUACUGUUUUUGAUCUGGUCAGAAAGGUUGCCAAAAGUGAGAAAGAAAAGAAGUAUAGUGAGCCAAAAAUCCUUUUGUUGUCUCUCAUCAACUGUUUGUACGAAGUUGAAGACUCGUCACUGUAUGUGUUUGUGGCUAAUCUUCUUAAUCACUCUCUAAACUUUGAUUUCACUACAAUGAAUCCUAUUGACUGUCUAUCUGUUGGAUAUUUCGUAUCAGCAUCAGUUUGUUCCAACACCAGUAUUGGAUGCGCACUUAGCCUUGAUAGUUGCUCUAUUGGUGAUCAAGGCAGCAAAUUAUUGGCCCGAGGACUCUCCAAGUGUCUACACUCUCACUCUAAGAUCAGUCUUAAUCUUUUUAAUAAUGAGAUUCGUGAUAAUGGGAUACGCCAUAUCGCUGAAAUGAUCGAGAACACUACUUCAAUAUCUACAUUGAUUUUGUCUGCUAAUGCCAUUGGCAACAGUGGACUUAGCACACUCUGUCAAGCCUUGUCAACUAACACAUCAUUAAAGAGCCUCAAUCUCUCCAGCUGCUCACUAUCUCUCAACGAUCACGGAGCAAUCCCUCGACUACUGAGUACAAACACUACUCUUGAAAGCCUUAAUUUGUCGUCAGGCAAUAUUAUUGGUAACACUGAGCUAAACAAUAUCUGUGAGGCCUUGUCAACUAACACAUCAUUAAAGAGACUGGACCUGAGCAGUUGCUCACUAAAAAUAUCUGACAACAAUGGAGCUACCCUCUAUCAACUUUUUAAUACGAACAAUUCCCUCGAGCAUCUUGAUUUGUCUUAUAACACAGUGACUAGCUGUCGUUACAUUGCUGCUGGACUUGCAGUCAAUAAGACUCUGAGAACACUGUACUUGGGUUUCUGUAAACUGACUAAUCAAAGGAUCGAGGAGCUAUCAACUGGACUGAUCAACAAGAUUAAAACACUGAGCAUAUUGGGUAAUGACUCAAUAACAGAAGAUGGAAUGAAGAUACUUGCCAGACAUCUAACCACCCACAGCUCUGAACUUACACGAUUGUACAUACCCGGCAGCCUAAGAUUUUGUACCAAGACAAUAUUCAGGGACGCUAACAAUAAGAGGAAGAGAAAUGGAUUACCUGAGAUUUUUACGGAUGCAUGAUUAAUUUACUUUUCAGUUAUUCUUGAGACUACCAUAAUUAUAGAAAUAAAAAAGCGUA
This is a messenger RNA of Halichondria panicea, 3048 nucleotides long. RefSeq names its product protein NLRC3-like. Gene Ontology annotation, molecular function: protein binding. Bases 99 to 2990 code for a protein of 963 amino acids. Gene Ontology annotation, cellular component: cytoplasm. The record is from RefSeq and is a predicted model, not a curated record. Lineage: Eukaryota; Metazoa; Porifera; Demospongiae; Suberitida; Halichondriidae. The transcript has 3 exons.